Durusdinium trenchii is the source of this 2918-nucleotide messenger RNA. Lineage: Eukaryota; Dinophyceae; Suessiales; Symbiodiniaceae. The record is from the annotation of a GenBank genome assembly.
AGUCCUGGGACUGCAGUCAUGCCUACAGGCUGACCCGAACUGUAAUCGUUGCUUGUGCAAUGUAGUUAUGGCCUAAAGGACACCGUGCACAUGCGGCCAGAACGGCGCCAAGGCCCGCACAUCUCAGAUAACCAGCUCAAGAGCGGAACCUGGCCGCUUCAGAUUGGAGCACAAGGACAUACACUCCCGCCUUGGGUAUAUACGCUCUCUGCUGCCGCUGCCAUCAUUGGUGUAUGCUGGCAGAGCCUGCGCUUGCUCAGAUCUCGAGGCCGUGCCUUUGAAAUGGACUUUACACUGGCGCUUCGUUCAGGUGCAAUCUUUAUCCUUCUGAUGGUGCCGUUGACCUAUCCAGAGCUUCAGAAUGUCUCAGAAAGCAUCCAAACGGUGUACAUAUGGUUGCCUCUGUGGUACAUGAGUAUGCUGAAAAAAAGUCUUGGUGGAUGGAUUCAGAUUUCUAUGAAUGCGAGCAUUGGCACGAUACUGGCACUCCUAGUGGUGAUUGUUCUCUGCAAAUCUGCGCCCAGCAAUCCAGGCGACUUCUAUGAUAGCAAAUGCUUGCUCCUGGCAUUUUUGAUUGCAUACGUAGUUUGCUUGAGCGGAGCAGAUGCUGAUAUGAAAAAGAUGUUCCUGGGUACACUUUCACCGCUCUUUGUGACAUACCUCAGCAAUGCUUCGGCCCUUGGCGCAAUCAUGAACCAGGAUCGCAUCAAUUGGACGUCGAUGAUUCUUUGCUAUGCAUAUCUCACCCUCACUGCCCUGGCAUUGUCAGCCAUGACCUUGCUAUUGCGCGCUCCUUAUUGCCUUUCCAGCUCCCUAUUGGCCUCCGACAACACUGCAGAGGAUUUGGCAGAAAUAUCUGAGAACACUUGGCGCAGUCUUCAAUUGCUCCUCAAAUACUUUCAACGCCGGCCAUCCGACUUUGACCUGGAGACCUUGGGCCAACACUUGCAACUGCUGAAGAUCAAUUCCCUGCACCUGGAAUCUCAGCUCGCAGAAGCUCGGUGGGAAGCCUUUCGCUGGCACCAGCACAGGCGCUUGCGUGGCCUUCUUCAUUUGUUGAUGUGCCACCACUCUGUGCUACUUGCCGCACUGGCUUGGCUUCGAAGCCCCUUUACGCAGGGCCAACAAGCAGAGCUGGCCCCUUUUUUGAACGAGUUUGGAAGUGCCACAGGGGCAGUCCUACGCAGCGUUUCAGCACCUUGGUGGCUGCGGCAGAACACAGAGGACCAAGAAGCAUCAGUCAUAGACGCUCUUGAGCAUGCAGAGCUUGCAGAUGGCUCUCUACUCGCCUGUUUGGAAAGCCUCCGAGAUCGGGCACGACCAGAAUCCACCACGCCCAGUGGAGCGCUGCAACCGGCAGCAGCGUUUGUGGAGAUACUGCGACAGAUCCCGAAGGCUAUGAAGGACUUCUUGCUCAACAAGGUUGACGUGGACCAGCCGUCUAUCGAAUCGCAAUGGCUCAUGGGGCAACCCUGGCUGAAGCGAAGCUAUCGUCGCCAAGCCAUUGGCUACUCCUUGGCAUGGGUAGCCUCUUUGGUGUGGUGCAUAAGUUACCGAAAUGGAUCUGCGACGUGCGCCAUCUUGGUGGCCUGGUUGCUGCCUUUCAACUGGGAAUUACUCGCUGGUGCAAAAGAUUUGGGCUGCCAAACAACGGUCACCCUUCGGGGCACUAUGAAUGAGCUCAUUGGAACUACUGGAGGUGUGAUCCUCGGUGGGCUGCCGGUGUUUGUCAUGAAGUUCAGUCCCACUUUCCGAACGACUCAGCAUCCAGGUCUGCACGAGCUGUUCGUGUGCUUCACUCUCAUGUACCUCCUCUGGACUAUUGCCACAUAUUUUGCACAAGUUCAAGCAUUCCAGUGGCGUGUUGCGGCCUUGUUCUGGUCGUGCUUUGGGGGCGUGGAGAUGCUACGAGAUUUUGGUUUGGCGGAGGAUUUCAGGAGCUAUGUUUGGAAGCAACACUCCUGGGACUCAUUGGUGGAUUUGUCUGUUGGUUGUGGCAUGGUCUUUUGCUCAGAGCUCUUCAUGUGUGCUUUGUGCAGGGAAGUCUCGGCCAAGAGGAAGGCGGCCUAUGCUACAGCUGACUGCUUGCAGACGGCCGCCAAGCUGACAGGUUCCAUGCAGGACAGUGAUGGCUACUUGAUGCGUGGCCAGGCGACUGAGUUGCUUACCAGGGUUUCCCAGCAGCAGGAGCAAAUGCAGGACCUACAACUGUCAUUGGCGAAGAGCAUCAUGGAAGCCCGUUUUUGGAGCCUGGAAUCACUGCACUGCAUUCGCUUUUGGGACAUUCCUUGGCGCCAUGCCAUGGUCAGCCGAAUCCUGGAUCAGUGUGACGUGAUCUUGCUUGCCACACGCACCAUUGCAUGGAGCUCUGAGCGUUUCGGGGGCCCUGGACCCAGCGCGCUGAUGCUGAAAGCGCUGGUGCCUCCUGAGCUGCCACCGCGAUUGCACCAUUGCAGCGAGGUGUGUUUGCAAGCUUUGCACCAGCACCUCCCCAAAGAGCAGUGGACUCUGACAGAGGCACCACCGCUGGCGCUUGCAAAGCCUCCAAGUGAGGCAUCGGACUUGACCGCUGCAGCAGCUGCUUCCGCAAUGAGGGGCAGUGUGCAUGUCAUGGCUGACGCCUUGCUGUCCAUCGAGGGAGCUUUGAUGGCGGAGGAAGUGUUGGCCUUUUCCUCGUGGACUCCAGCGUCCAACAAGUUUCGCAAGAUGCAGGCAGCCCGUGACUCCAACGUCAGUGAGAUGGCUUGACGCCGAGGUUGCCACAAUGAUGAUUCUCAGUCAUGGUGCAGACUACUCCGGCAAUCAGUGAAGUCCGAAGCUGUGUGCUAGGCUGUCUCCUAGCUUGAAGUCGCAUCAAAGCAUGCGACUGGAGAGCUGUGAACGAUUUGUGGUGAGGAUGAGCUGCCAGAAUUACACGA